AAAUUGAUCUGCUAACUCUACAAAACAUUUCAAGUCCCAAGAAACAAUCUUGUAGCUCCUCUGACCGGUCUAGGGCGGCACAUAAAUCCGUCAAAACCAAUCACAUGCCAAAUCAGGCCCGUUCCUAAAAGAACCUUGUGGGGCAGGAAGUCAUGGCUGCCAAUACCAUAAAACUGGGACCCACUAGCCAGCCUUAUUGUCCAAUCUCCAGCUAGAUUCCUCACUGUCACUUAUUAGUCACAUCCCCCAAUCCAACGGCUCUCCUUCUUCCUUCAAACCCCCCCUUUGACCGCGCCAAAGCAUUUUCACACCGAAAGUUGUACGCCUAAAGCCGAAUUUUUUAAAUAUUUUCCGUCCAAAUCAAUUUGAAAUUUUCAAAAAAAAUUAAAAAAUAAAAUAAAAAUACACAAUUUAAUAAUUUUCUGUUAUUUUUUCUCCUCAAACUUCUCCCAUCCUCUCAAUUUCUCCAUUCAAAAACAGCCCCAUUUGCCCAUUUCUUUUUCCCUCAUUCAUUCGAAAAGAAGAAGAAAAAAAAAACUCAGAUCUCAAAUCUCCUGCGAAUAUCAUUUAAGCUUUGAGAAUCAUGGCUGCUGUGACGGCGCGUGAGGAGAACGUGUACAUGGCGAAGCUCGCCGAGCAAGCCGAACGCUACGAGGAAAUGGUUGAAUUCAUGGAGAAGGUCUCGAAUUCGUUGGGCGAAGGCGAGGAACUGACCGUGGAGGAAAGGAAUCUUCUGAGCGUGGCUUACAAGAACGUGAUUGGAGCGAGGAGGGCUUCGUGGAGGAUUAUUUCGUCCAUUGAGCAGAAGGAAGAGUCGAGAGGCAAUGAGGACCAUGUUUCCACUAUCAAGGAGUAUAGAUCUAAGAUUGAGAACGAGUUGUCUUCGAUCUGUGAUGGGAUCUUGAAGCUUCUUGAUAACAAGCUCAUCCCAUCUGCCGGUGCUGGUGACUCCAAGGUCUUUUACUUGAAGAUGAAGGGAGACUACCACAGGUAUCUUGCUGAGUUCAAGACUGGUUCUGAAAGGAAAGAGGCUGCUGAGAGCACCCUCACUGCCUACAAGGCUGCUCAGGAUAUAGCAAACACUGAACUUGCCCCAACUCAUCCAAUCCGGCUCGGACUGGCCCUUAACUUCUCUGUCUUCUACUAUGAAAUUUUGAAUUCUCCUGACCGUGCUUGUAAUCUCGCCAAGCAGGCUUUUGAUGAGGCCAUUGCUGAACUUGACACCCUUGGGGAGGAGUCAUACAAAGACAGCACUCUGAUUAUGCAACUCUUGCGUGACAAUCUCACUCUCUGGACUUCCGACAUGCAGGAUGAUGGAGCUGAUGAGAUCAAGGAAGCUCCCAAGGGUGGUGACGAACAACAGUGAGGGCAACAUGCCUGGAGUUGUGGUUGAGUUCUCCUCUGAUGGUUUUUGAUCGGAGAAGUCAAACCUGUUCUCAUUUCCUGCUUUCAUAUUGGCUUUUCUUCUAGGUGUUAUCUCUGUUAUUGGAGCUACUUUAAAUUAUCAAUAUCAUCCUUCUAGUCUCAAUUUAAUAUUUGAUGGUCCCUAUGGUUUGGUAAAUGCCUAAAUGGGAUAUGUUCAUCUUCUAACAAGGGUGAAUUUCCCUGUCCUUGUUCGGCUUCCAUAUAGGUCACUAAAAGGACCAAAAGCGUAACUAACAAUUAGAAAUGUCUUGUCCUGUGGCUUUGAUUGUGGAAAAUGAAACUUUGGUCUCAUCUCUUAACUUUAGGGCUUUAGGCUCAAUAUCAUCAACGGAACCUGAAAAUGCUCUAAGUUGAAACAACUCGUUUAAAAUUGUUAAAGCUGUGAACAUGUCAUCGAGACACCCUUUGCUCUACUGUUCGCAAGCCAAUUUUAACAAAUGUUCCGGUGAAGUAGCAUAUAUGUAAAAUCAUAUGCGUUCUAUCAUUGAUAAAAAAAAAACUCAGAUUAGUGCAUCAAAAUGUUCAUAGUUUUUGCUGGACUGCUGGAGCAAAUAGUAAUUCUUAGGGGUGUUCUUCAGAAAAUGGUCAGAAGGAAAGCAUUUGCUACCCAGUCAUGCUCCUAUGUUAGAGGUCUGUAGCAGUGGCAACUGGAUACUAGGGAAAAAAAAACACCAUCAAUCAAGACCAAAUAAUAGAACCUCAACCAAAUGCCCCGAUUGACAAAUGACUAGUCAUGAGACUCAAAACCCAGGAUUUGUAGCUUAAAAGAAAAAUCGCCGUGUCCACCUAAAACUAAGACACCAUACCAGGUGACGAUAGACAAAGGGCAUGGCUGUGAAGACUGGCACUUUUGAGACGAAAGUCAAGUAUAGCACUGAUAGAAUAAUAGAGAAACUACCAGGGAACCUUCUCCUAGCUUUGAUAGUUUUCCCAAAGGGAAAAACACAUGGUCAUGGCAUAUUUAAUUCAUCAAGAAGAAACUGAAGGCACGCAAACUCAUUUGUUUAAACCCUCCCCUAUAUAUUAUGAAUGCUAUGGUCUUUGAUAGGAGAAGCUUCACAUUCAGAGGGCUUAGAUGAUGACUCCACCAAGCAGCACAUGAAUGAACUCUUCCCAAGCUACGGCAACACAAAAGUCAGCUUCAAACAAAUUAAACACUAACAAAACGAUUUUCCAAGUUGGUCCAUGCAUAAUAAUAAUGAUACAACACCUAUUUCUGGUUUAAUGAGUCUUGUUCAAAGGCACAGAAUCAGUCUGCAGUUUGCUACACCUAUUUCUUCCAGUAUUACUAAUAUUUUUCACAGAGUCUGCAGUUUUUGCAAGAAGUGGGGACAGCUUUGCUGCUGGUUUUUCAGAGGGAUUGUAAUUUAGGUUAAAAAAGCAGUAAUUUGAACACACAACAAAAAGUAUCCCCUCUGCUGCACAUUAGAAGAAAUUCAUCAUUCCCGACAAAGGAAAAAUGAACCAACCAGAAAAAGAAACUCACACUACAACCAAUCAGCACAAAACAGUAGAAAUCAAUCAUCCAACUGAAGGGGAAAUCAGAAAUGCAUUCGCAAUCCACCAAUCAACAGAGGAAGAUUGAAUAAAAGAAAACUACAAAUGAACUUGUCCAUUUCAAUAUUUCAUCAUGAACAAAGUGCUGUUGAAAAAGUGGACUGAAACAUGAAUGAUAAUCAGAAGCAAUAAUCACUAUAAAAUGAGAAAUAAAGGUACAAUCUUUCAAGUAUUUUUCUUCACUACCUUCAUCAAUUAAAUUGAACAUCCAUGUACAAGGCAAAACCUAAAAUAUAACCACUGUCAACUAGCAUCUUCCUCACUCCUGGUGUGUACAUUUCCAAAUUACAGAGUUUGAACUUGUGACCCUAUUCAUCUUUCUAUGGAAAUUAUAAAAAAAAAAAAAAUGAGCAAAAGAAAAUCCAAAUUUCCAUCCCAAAAUAAGGAAAAAUAAUAUUUCCUAACAAAAGAUCUUACCUUCGACUAACAUUUUUUUUUUUUUAAAUGCCAAUUUCCUUCACAUACCCUUCCAUCUCGGACUUGUAACCGGGAGAGUUGGGGACAACGGCAGCUGCUGGAGACCUAGCUGGGACGGAGAAAACAGCAUGCCCGGCGGCAUCAUGCCGUACGGCGACCUAGGUGACGGAAUACAACCAAAAGCCAACGGCGACGUAGGCAGGGGAGGGAACUGAGGCGCUGCCUGAGGCGGCGGAGGAGGAAUGUUCUGCUGCUGCUGGUGGUGGAGCGGCGGUAGCUGAGGGGGCGGAAGGUUGUUCCACCUGGGAGAAGCAGCGGAGGCGGAAGAGCUCUGGAGAAAACGCAUGUAAGCAGAAAUCGGCGAUUCAGCAGCCGCAUGCACCGCCGGGAAAGGAGGAAGUGGAGACAGGGGUUGCCGUUGACCGGCGAAGAACCCGGCGGUCGGAACGCUACCUCCCGGGUGGUUGCUUAUUUGAGGAAGCUGAGGCGGACGGUUGUUAAUCUGGGCCAGCGGCGGAGGACGGAUCCGCUGCAGCCUUGAGCUCGGAGGCUUAGGUGGCUGAAUAGGAGGCGGAGUAGAAAACCUCUCAUGCGCCGGCGAGCCCGUUAGUCUCUGGACCACAUCCCGGAAGUCAUUCUUGUUGAUAUUAUAAACCGGAGGCUGAUGCUGCUGCGGCGGCGCCUGUUGUUGCUGCUGCUGCUGCUGUGACGGAGCCUGGGCCGGAGCCGGCUGUGUUUGGGGAAGACCCACUUGGGUUUGCGACGGUUGCCCGAGAUUCUCGAUAUUCUGAUUUAAGUUCCGAUCAAAGCUAGGCGACCGCCUGAUGGUGGGCUUAGAAAUCUUGUGGGAUAUUUUAUUCAGAUGUUUUAGAUACACAUCUCUGUCUCUAUUGCUGCCGCUGCCGGUAUUGGCGGUGGUGGUGGCGGUGGCGGUGGCGGUGGAGAUACUUGCCGUACCACCAGUACUAGUAGAAGAGGUAACUGUAGAGCCACCGCCUCCUGAAGAAUGACAAGUAUUUUCCAUAAACACACAGUCACACAGUGGAACAGAGCAGAGAGUCUGUUCGUCCCUUCAAAUUUCCAACUUCCAAACUGUGAACCCAGUCAGUCAAACAGAGAGCCCUUUUACCAUUUUUCUCUCUCUCUAUAUGUAUUUAAUUCUGCUUUCCUUUCCCUAUCUCUCUCUAGAAUUUUCUUCGUGGCUAUAUAUUUUUGUACUUAUUAUUGAUGUGUGUUCUUCUUAUCUCAACAUCCUUUGUUUUGUGGACGUGGGCCCACUGACUAUACUUUUGUUGCUUAAGACAAACGUAAAUAAUACUCAGUGGUAGUACUACUUAACUAUGAUAAUGAAAUGCUGAUUUAUUUACUAAUGAUAAUGCUCUUCCAUUGUUUACUAAAUUUUAUUAUGGUAUUAUUAUAGGAUUGAUGAAACCGAC
Oldenlandia corymbosa var. corymbosa is the source of this 4835-nucleotide messenger RNA. Lineage: Eukaryota; Viridiplantae; Streptophyta; Magnoliopsida; Gentianales; Rubiaceae. The record is from the annotation of a GenBank genome assembly.